CAUCAGCUUCCUGGAUGGAAACAUAACACAGUCAUACACGGGACACGCACAGCAGCUACGAGCAGGACAUUUAAACGUGGUUGUCGUGUUUCUGUGAGCGUGGGCAGUGUCGUGAAAGAGCAGACUGUAUCGACAGCACACGUGUGCGUGCGUGCGUGCGUGAGUGAGUGUGUGUGUGUGUGUGUGUGAGAACUGCGGCUGUGGCUCUGGAUUCAGGAAGCUCCUACAAGCAGUGGUCCAGCACAGACAAGGAAUAUGGAGGCUGUAGCCAUUCUCUGUCCCGAGCAGAAGGACUAGGAGCAGCCUGAUUCCUUCUUGCUUCCUUCCCCGCCUGCCUCGCCCCCUCAUGGCCAGCGGGAGUCCCACCCUGAGCCCGGAAGCCAGGGAUUCAGAACCUGGGACCCCCGAGGCAGGCAUUGAUUCCCAGCCAGGGCCUGAGGUCUUCUGCAAGCUGUGUCUCAGUGAGCAGCCAUCUGCAGCCUCCAACCAGCUGCAGAGCUGCGACUGCAGCUUCUGCACAGCUUGUUUGCAGCAGUAUGUUGUGCUUGCCAUCAUGGAGGGUGGGGGGGCACCCAUCACCUGCCCGGACAUGGCCUGCCAAAGGUCUGGCGUGCUGUUGGACUCUGAGAUAUCCAGCCUUGCUGCAGCUGAUCAGGUGGAGCUUUUUCAGAGGCUGAAGUUUGAGAGAGGGGUGAAGUUGGACCCAAGUAAAGCCUGGUGCCCAGUGAUCGACUGCCAGGCAGUGUGCAGUGUGGAGCCCAACACUGAGGGCCAGCCCACGGCCGUGUCCUGCCUCACCUGUCACACCGUUUUCUGCUCUGGGUGCAGAGGGCCCUGGCAGGACAGCCAUACCUGCCCUGAACGCCAGCCCAUGAUGUCAAACUCACCCCCUAUUGAAAGCAGGGCCCGCUCCGACAGCCACUCCGACACGCCCAUCAAACAAUGUCCCAUGUGUGGUAUCUACAUUGAGAGGAACCAGGGCUGUGCUCAGAUGCUGUGUAAGAGCUGCAAACACACCUUCUGCUGGUACUGUCUGCAGAAUCUAGAUGGUGACAUCUUCCUGAGACAUUAUGACAAGGGGCCGUGCAGAAACAAGCUGGGACACUCCAGGGCAUCUGUGAUGUGGAACAGAACACAGGUGGUGGGCAUCUUGGUGGGGGUCAGCAUCAUUGUUCUGGUGACAUCGCCGCUCCUCCUGCUGGCGUCUCCCUGCAUCUUGUGCUGUGUCUGCAAACCCUGCAGAGGGAAGAAGAAGAAGAAGAAGAAGAAGAGGAAGAAGGACCUCAGCCAGCCAGACUUGUCUACGUCAUAGCAGUGCCGUCUGUCACUGGUCGGACCCAGGGUCGUCGUAUGAAGCCUGAGACAAACCAACAAAGUUGGAACAUUGGAGCAUGUUUUCCUGGCUCAACAGACUGUAGGCCAUGGUGGAAGUGAACUAUGAGGAGACUGAAUGUAAUUCAUUCGCCAACAUUGUUUUCAGAUGCAAAGACGUUGCAAGGAGAAUGUGUCACUUUUUCCUGUCAGUGUCUCCGUCACACACACAGACACAGACAGACACACACAGACACACAUACGCAGUUAACGCUACCCUCAUGUGCCAGACGUGAUGAUGCCAAACCAGAGGUGUUAGGUGCUCAAGUGCCUCACUCUACAGUGCCUGGUGCUUGGUUGCAUUUGCUUUGCCUUCCAUUCUAUCUUUAUCUUAUGCAAAAUGUUUAGCAGUAUGAAAAUGAAUGAGUGCCGGGAUCACACAGGGUUAUAAAUUCAUACAAAAAAAAGUCAUUCUUUCAUAAAAGGAGAAGGAAAAUGGCAUCAAGUGUGCACUGUAUAUUCUGUACUUAUAUAUAAAGUAUAAUAGGGCUCCAUUGGUGCACAGAGGACUUUUCUUCUGCAAGUUUCCACCUGGAAUAUGUUCCAGACCAAAGGCUCUAAAGGAAAAUGUGUAUACUUUUGUAAAAUGUGUUCAUAUGUAUUUAUGGGUUAUGUGUGUAUAGUGAGCUGUUAUCAUUUCUACAUUUCUGUUGGUGUUUCUGCAGCAGAUAUUUUCUAAAAAGCACCAUUGUAAUUGAAAUAAACACACUCUACUGGA
This is a messenger RNA of Solea senegalensis (Senegalese sole), 2089 nucleotides long. RefSeq names its product ring finger protein 144B (gene rnf144b). Gene Ontology annotation, molecular function: zinc ion binding; ubiquitin protein ligase activity; ubiquitin conjugating enzyme binding. The record is from RefSeq and is a predicted model, not a curated record. Gene Ontology annotation, biological process: ubiquitin-dependent protein catabolic process; protein polyubiquitination; positive regulation of proteasomal ubiquitin-dependent protein catabolic process. The transcript has 8 exons. Gene Ontology annotation, cellular component: mitochondrial membrane; ubiquitin ligase complex; cytoplasm. NCBI's taxonomy places the organism in Eukaryota, Metazoa, Chordata, Actinopteri, Pleuronectiformes, Soleidae. Bases 347 to 1312 code for a protein of 321 amino acids.